Messenger RNA from Danio aesculapii, 1499 nucleotides. RefSeq names its product protein FAM104A. The record is from RefSeq and is a predicted model, not a curated record. Bases 432 to 857 code for a protein of 141 amino acids. The transcript is spliced from 3 exons. NCBI's taxonomy places the organism in Eukaryota, Metazoa, Chordata, Actinopteri, Cypriniformes, Danionidae.
GCGCCCUAACAUGUAAAUAACAGCAGCCGCGGUGGUUUGUUUUGUGUCGCACAGCCUCAACAAACAGACGAUAAACCGGCAUAUAUUGACAGAGAACCUCGCUAUAUGUCCUGCGUUUAGGAAAAUACGACAAGAAGAAGAAUUUAGCAGUACAUUCUUAAAUAUAACGCGUGAUUUUGAAGCUGUUUGAGUGUCAGUUAGCAUACAGCUAUGAUAGAGACUAGCUGGGGGAGUUUGAGGUUGACACGUUUAUGACGUAAAUGCAGUUGAUCAGACACGAUCUUCGUUUAGUUCCUCACAACUGAUUAAUAAUUUAGUGAUUGAUCAUUUACUGUUGAACAGGCAUGAGAGUGUUCCGCGUGUUUAUGUGUCGUUAGCCGAGGUGAGCUGAGAGGAAGGUUAGCAUGACACAGCACUGAAUCCUGGAGCGAAUGUUGCUCAAUAAAACACACAAACACACGGGAGCUUCAUCAAUAUCUGCUGGGGGAUCCACAGACAUGCUAACUGAGAACAGGAAGCGUCAGCGAGCUGAAGGAGAUGAUGAAGAUGCUCAGAUGCCACAGGCUAAAAGACUGAGCUCAGCCCUCCAGAGCUCCGAGACAGCCAGAGAAUCAUGGGAGUCUGAGUCCUCCAGCAGCGAGAGCAGUUGGAUCAGCAGUCCCGAUCACGCCGCAGGGAGCACUCAUUGCGGAGGCGAUGUUAUCGGGCCUCCUGGCGGCCCCGGCCCCUGCAGUCCCCACAGUGCCUCCAAGCCAUCGGGCCCCAUGGACCUGCUGUCCUACCAGCACAUCAACCGAGUCCUGAGAGAAGCUCAUUUCCACAGCUUACAGAGCCGAUCUCAGGCCAAGCACAGGUGAUUUCAGGGAGCGCCUGAAGCCCACAGCAACCCCUAAACACAGGGUAAAACCUCUCCAUCUGCAUCUCCAUUCAGACCCGCUCCUCCUAUCUUUCUCACGUUGAUUCUUCAUCAGAUGGUAAACAUGCCCUGGUACUGUACUCUCGACUAACUAGAGCACAAAAGUGUUCGUUGUAAGCAAUAACGGCUUGACGAUGCAAACUUUUGUGACGCUAACACUGUGUAUUUUACUCUUGAGAAUAGCUGUACAGUUUAGUGGGGAUUUGCACUUGGGGGUGUGUUAUAAUGUCAAUCAGAUAUCGAUGUGGACCAUAUAGCAGUUUAGAUUUGAACAGAAUAUUCCAGUAGUCCAUUGCUGUAAUGAAUGCACACAGAAGCCAGUUAACACACACACACACACACACACCAUCUGAAGACUGUGGUGUUUUCAGUUUAUCCCUCUCUCUUUUCGACCAUAGCUAAAGCUGGUUGCUCCUUCAUGGCUUCAGGCCGAGCUUUUCUUGUGUGCUCUUCAAACUCAGAUAGCAUUUUAAAGAAAUGUUUGUUUAUUUUACUAUACCCUUUUUGUAUUGAAAGAUGUACAUUGCAUUUUACAUUCAGAUCAUCUACAUUUCUAAAUAAAGAUGGAUGUUCUUACGCAGAA